Dictyostelium purpureum is the source of this 958-nucleotide messenger RNA. RefSeq lists its product as uncharacterized. Bases 1 to 861 code for a protein of 286 amino acids. The record is from RefSeq and is a predicted model, not a curated record. The transcript is spliced from 4 exons. Lineage: Eukaryota; Evosea; Eumycetozoa; Dictyosteliales; Dictyosteliaceae.
AUGUCAAAACCAAAUGUUUUAAUCCUUGGUGGUGUUGGUUUCAUUGGUAGAAAUUUAGUUCAAUAUUUAGUUGAACAAGGUAAUUGUGCCAAGAUUCGUGUUGUUGAUAAAGUUUUACCAGCUACCGCUUUCCUCGGCAAAAAACAUCAAGAAGCUUUCAACAACCCAAUUGUUGAAUAUAUGCAAGGCAACUUAACCUCAGCAACCAGUAUCACCAAAGUUUUCACUUUAGCAGACGGUGCCAAAUUCAACUAUGUUUUCAACUUAGCUGGUGAAACCAAAUAUGGUCAAACUGAUGCUGUUUACAACGAAAAAGUUUAUGAUGUUUCAAUUAAAUGUGCUACUGAAGCUGCCAAAGUUGGUGUUGAUAAAUUCAUCGAAGUCUCAACUGCCCAAGUUUAUGAUUCAAAGAAAAAAGCUUCAAAAGAAGCUGAUAAAACUGAUCCAUGGACUCUUAUUGGCAAAUACAAAUUAAAAGCUGAAGAAGACUUAAAGAAAAUCGCUGGAUUAAAUUUAGUUAUUGUUCGUCCAUCAGUUGUUUAUGGUCCAGGUGAUGUUUUAGGUGUUUCACCAAGAAUUAUUACUGCGUUGCUGCUAAAAUUGUCCUCAAAGAAAUCUGUGAAGAAGCCAAUGACAAACAUCUCAAACCAUGGUCCGAUCUUUGCAAAGAAAAAGGGUAUCAAUAACACUCCAUUAACCCCAUACAUUGAUCAAGAGUUUUUAUAUAACAAUCAUCUUUCUGUCGAUGGUUCAGAAAUCGAAAAAACUGGUUUCAAAUACGAAUAUCCAGAACUUACUGAAGCUUUAAUUAGAGAUCAAAUCAAUUAUUUCAUUGAACAAAACUUAUUCCCAGUCCUUUAAAUUUGUUAAAUUUAAAUUAAUUUAUUAAAUAGUAAUAAUAGAAAUAAAAAAAAUAAAAAAAAAAAAUAAAAAAAUAGAAAAAAAAAUUUAUAUAUAA